CUGAAUUUGGCUCUGCAUUUCCUUCCCCCAAAGAUCAAGAAAUCUAGGGAGACAUCCCCCCUCCAAAGACGUUUGGAGGAGAUAACAUUGGCUCCAAGGCUGGAGAUGUGUUUAAGAGUCUCUUUUCUUGCUCUCAUUCUUCUCUACGUUGUUCCAAAGACUGAUAUAAAUUUAAUUCUCAUAAGGGAGAAUUAUGGGAGGUCGCCACGGGGGAAAAAGCCUGAGCAAAAGUACCCAGAGCAGGCCGUGGAGUGUUCUUCCUCCACUACGCACCGCGCCCUCUCCCACGUGGCCAGGUCACAGAGGAGGACGUCAGUACCCCAGGAGCGGGCCUGGCUUUGGUGUCCAGGAAGGGUGAUGGCCAGGAUCACGCACGCACACUCACACUCACUCGCACUCACAGUGGGGUUUCUCCAAGGCACAUGCCCAGAAGCUUUUGACUAAAGCCUGAAGACAAGCCAGCUCCAUGUGCUAUGACCAUAGGCAGGUGCGGUCUGAGUAGGUGUAGCACAGGGAUUUUAACCUGGAUAGGCCUGUGAGACGGCUUCAGUUGAACGUACAGUAUUUUAUGGAGAAGCCCAUUUUUCUUGGAGAGAUUGUAUUGAAUUUUCAAGGGGUCUCUGCUUCCUCUCCCCAUCACCUCAAAGGAAAACAACAACAAAAAAAUUUUUUAAAGCCACGUCGACCCUAGGACUCCGACUUUUUCUUAGACUAAAAGAACUGUAGUCGGGGAUUUAGCUCAGUGGUUCCGCCGCCUGCCCCUCAAGCUCAAAGACCCGAGUUCGGUCCCCGGUUAAAAGAAAAAAAAAAAAAGAAAGAAAGAAAUGAGAGGAGGGCCAAAGCACUGAGGAGAGAAAUUGUGCCCCGUUUACUUGCGAUGGUUUCACUGGAACCACAACCCCAGUGACCCUUGCGGCAAAGUCCGCGCUUAUUGGCCAAUGUCUCCUAACGUGACACAUGGAGCAGCCAAUAAACAGGGAGAAUUGCGGAGCGGGUUCAGCCUCCGCUCACCUAUCAGGGACUGUGGGCCGAUACUUCCGGUAGCUGCGCAGGAGAUCCGAACUAGAUCACUGUUAGAAAGGAUGGAGUUAGGAAAAGGAAGACUGCUCAGGACUGGACUGAACGCAUUGCACCAAGCUUUACACCCCACCCACGGCCUUGCCUGGACUGAUGGAAACCAAGUAGUCCUGACUGAGUUACAGCUUCACAAUGGAGGGGCUAAAUUUGGGGACUCCAGAGUCCUGGGUCAGUUCGGACAUGUAAGGGGGGUCUCCUGGGCCCCGGCCGACACAGCCGGCGUGCCUGUGCCUGCGCCUGCUCUGCUUGCUGUGCAGCACGAGAAGCACAUAACUGUGUGGCAGCUGAGUCCCACCACCACAGGGUCAAGCAAAGGGCUGAUGUCUCAGACUGCCGAGAUUCGAGAGUCUCUCCCUGUCCUUCCCCAGGGCUGUGUGUGGCACCCGAAAAACACUCUCCUAACUGUGUUGACUGCGCACGAUGCCUCUGUUUUCCCCAACGUUCACUGUGACAGUUCCCGGGUGAAAGUGGACAUCAGCAGCCAAGGCCGCAUUCACUGUGCGUGUUGGACCCGGGACGGCCAGAGGCUGGUGGUGACAGUAGGCAGCUGCCUUCAUUCUUACGUCUGGGACAGUGCUCAGAAGACUCUUGCCAGGUGCUCCGUCUGCCCAGUGUUCAGUCUGGACAGCUGUGUCUGCUCCCUCCAGGCCACCGUGGACUCAGGGGUUGCUGUCACCACUGAGCUGCCACUGGAUAAGAUUUGUAGCUUAAACGCAUCUGAAACCAUUGACCUUCCAACUAAUGGUGAAGGCGGUCUGCAAAUUUCUCCAGUUGUUGGUGAGAUGUCCUCUGUGGAGAAGGAGGCAGCUGCUUCUGAAACAGAUUGUAUUUCUCCUUCCUUCUCAGAUCUUCUGGAUCUGACCCAUUUACAUUUCAGCCGACCUCAGUCUGAGGAAGGUGCUCUUUUUUAUCUAAGAAAAGAGGACUACCUGACAGGGACUGGCCAGGAUUCUUCUCAUUUGGUCCUUGUCAGCUUUGGGAAGGAGGUUAACGUGACCAGAAGAGUCACUAUUCCAGGCAUUCUGGUUCCUGAUCUGAUAGCAUUUAAUCUCAAAACACAGGUAGUGGCAGUGGCUUCCAAUACAUGUAAUAUAAUUUUGAUCUAUUCUGUCAUUCCAUCUUCAAUGCCAAACAUCCAGCAGAUUCAGUUAGAGAAUGAUGAAAGACCAAAAGGCAUAAGUUUCAUGACCAAUAGAUCAUUACUAAUUUUGGUAGGAAGACAAAAGUCUACUGAUACGACAUUUCUUCCUACUUCAGAGUCUGAUCAGUAUGUCAUUCGCUUGGUUGUUAGAGAAGUUAUGUUAGAAGAAUCUUCAGUAACAUCUAAUGAAAGCCAGAGUGUCAAUGCUACUUCCAUUGCUCUGUUAAACAAAGCAAAUGGAAAAAAGUUAAUUGAAAGCCUUCCCCCAGAUUUUUGUCAUCAAAACAGAGAGCUCCUCUUAACAGCAAACACCAAUAGUCAGAGUGCAAAGCCCGGAAAAACUCUUAUUGAAGAAAUUAAAAGUCCCCUGUCCAGUAUCCUGGAUGGUUCUGUUGCCCUGGAAACACUACAGAGGCCCUCCUGGGCCUGGGCAUCAUUGCCCGGACUCACUAGCACGCCAGAACCUCCAAAUGUUCCUCGAAGAGAGAAUUUGGAAGAGGAAACUCACCAACAAACCAAGGGCCUAGAAAUUUUGUCUAGGAACAUGACUGAAAUACAGCAAUGUCUUUUCGAACUCAGAGAUUUUCUAUACAAUGGGAAGAAAUCUCCAGUGUAUCCACUCUCUAAUGAUCCCCCUUAUGUUCACAUCAUUUACCAGACUCCUGCUGGAUCCUGCUCUCUGCUGACAGUGAAGGCUUCAUCCCGCUGACUUUCAUAGCCUCCCAGGUGCUCAUCGUGCGGGAUGGCAACCCGCGCCGCUCGGAGGUCUGCAGGGACUCUCUCUCUCACAGCCAGGACCCUGUCCCUCCGCCCAAAGGCUCUGGAGACCUUGCUGCCCGGAGCCCGGACACCCCUGGCUGUCCUUGCCACGUGGAUGGUGCAGCCUGAUGCCUAUGAUGGCGGGGUCGCUCUGCACCCUGGACUCGGGUGAGUCUCACAGCGUCACAGCUGAGGCACUGUCUUGGUGGCCUUGCCGUCCUCCCCGGCCGAGGCACACUGGCCAGUGGCCGUACUCGGUGUCUUUGUCAGAUGGCUCGGAAUGUGGUUGCUUUCCGUGUUCGUGACCAUAGAGUUGCAUCUAAGGGCAGACCACCUAGAACAAACUCACGCUGGUGCCCUGUGACUUGCAUCUCAUGGUUUCUCUGAAGCUUUGUGUCCCUUGUCCAAAGCAGUGUUAAUGCCGUACUGGGGUCAGCACCGUUGCUUGUCUUGGCUCCAAGUCGAGGGCGAGAGCGCUGCUAUGGCACACGGAGCGUAUGCUACAGAAAAUGACUUCUGCUCCAGGGCUGCCUGGGGCUGGAGGUCGCUCUGACGUUGGCCUUUCCUCCCAGGAUUUAAACCCAACUCUCUUGCUUCCUUCAACUGUUCUGGCCGGGCAUGAUGGUGCGCACCUGUAAUCCCAGCACUGGAGGGAGAGGGUGAGACAAGAGGAUCACUAGGAGUUCAAGGCCCACCUGGGCUACACAGUGAGUUCAGGGCCAGCCAGGAGUACAUAGCGAGACCCUGUGUCAAAACAAAACAAAAAGCGGGCAUUUAGCUCAGUGGUUCCACCGCCUGCCUUGUAAGCGCAAGGUCCCGAGUUCGAUCCCCAGUACCAAGAAACAAAAGAACAAAAAAUAUCUUUUAAAAUUUAGAAACGUUUUUUGAGCCAGCUGUGGUGGGGCAGACCUAUAUUCUAGUACUUGUGAGGAUAAGGCAGUGGGAGUGAGAGUUCAGCACUAGCCUGGGCUACAUAGUGAGACCCUGUCUCAAAAUACCCAAACCAGUGAGCAAAAAUAUCCCCAAAACCUUCAAGAACGGAGAAACGUGGCUGACAGAGGUCCACACACUGCUGAAUUGGAAUACACUUCCCUGUGAUUUGAGCCUGGAACUCCGGAUGUGUUAGUGCCCUGGCGGUCAGUCACAGGUGAGCAACCUCCUGCUGUGGCUGCUCUGAUUAUCUCCCUGAAAUGGGUUGCUUUAUGUUGUUUCUCAGCUAUGGUAUCCUAAGUUUCCUAACGGUCAGCCCUGUUAGUUAACUUGUCACUUUUUGUGUGUGUGUCCUGGGGACCAAACCCAGGCGCUGUGCACGCCAUGCAAACACUCUGCCACUGGGCCACACCUGUAACCCAGCUUGGCACUUUAUCUUUUUCUCUCUUUUUUUCUUUUUCUUUUUGUCACUUUAAUUUAGAUAUUUUUUCUUUCCAGCCUUAGAGAUCAGUGUGUAAACUAUGAAAGUAUAUAAGAAAGUUGAAAAUGUUUCUGAAUCUGAGGUACAGCAGUUCUGAAAAGUACCAGCUUUCUCUUUAUGGCUAAAGUGCCAGCUGGAUAAUGAAAGAACCCUGAAUCAGUUUAGAUGGACACAGCGCUCCUCACCGCCCUCAUGAAGAGCCACUGGUUCAGUCCCCACGGAGCGGCUGGACAGCACACUGUUCCUGCCGUAGAAGGUCCAUUAGCACACACACCCCUUUAAGUUGUCUUGAAAGAUGAUACUGGGUACCCUUGGGAAGCCUGCUUGUCUGUCAUAGUCUAUGGAGAUGGAGCUGGGCUCGCUAGGAGAGAAGUGAGGGCCCAUUUGUGGUUCAGAUGCAUUAACUGCCGGGAUAAUGGAGGCGGAGGCUGCUGGUCUGUGAGCAGUGGUCGGAGCGUGGCGGCUGAGGACAGUCUGAGGUCUGGCCCCAUCUGCAAAGGAAGUGAGAUCACAACUGUAUCAAGCCCAGAGGGGCCUAAGGGACUUGAGUGAGAGCAGUGUGAAUGUUAUAAUCACUGUUUCUCGAGGCAAAUCCUAUGAAUGCAUCAAUAAAAUCGCUAUUAUUUUUGUGGCUGUUUUGAA
This is a messenger RNA of Heterocephalus glaber (naked mole-rat), 5030 nucleotides long. RefSeq names its product WD repeat and coiled coil containing (gene Wdcp). NCBI's taxonomy places the organism in Eukaryota, Metazoa, Chordata, Mammalia, Rodentia, Bathyergidae. The record is from RefSeq and is a predicted model, not a curated record. Gene Ontology annotation, molecular function: kinase binding.